AUGCUUGUCGAGGACGAGGCGGGCGAUCGUGCUUCUUUCGAGGACGCGUAUUUUGCAUUAUCGGCAAAAAUCCGAGAAUUGUUAUUCGCGCCAACUCAUUCGAAUCGAGGCGUCGUCAAUCCAUCACCUUCGAAUGUAUCAGACACACGAGAGUCCGCGAUGCACGUGAGGUUACCUAAGCUCAAUCUUCCGACUUUUAGCGGCAAGUACGACGAAUGGUUCCCUUUUUAUGACGCAUUCAACUCUAUCAUACAUUCGAACAUGUCAAUCAGUAAUGUCCAGAGACUCCAGUACUUGCGAACUUCCCUGUCAGGCGAAGCGGCUGACGUCAUAAGCUCGCUGGAGAUUUCCGAUCUCAAUUAUGAAGUAGCAUGGAAAUUGUUGCGAGAUCGGUACGACAACAAACGAGUAAUCGUGCAUACGCACAUCAAAGCAAUCAUGGAGCUUCCAUGUUCGGUCAAGGAAAAUUCGAGCGAGCUGAGACAAAUCGCGGACGGCGCGUCCAAGCACAUACGCGCUCUUCAAGCUUUGAAACGUCCGACAUCUCAUUGGGAUGACCUGCUCGUGCACAUCCUAAGCGCUAAACUCGACGCAGUCACUUUGCGAGAGUGGCAGACAUCGUUGACCGGUACAGAGCUUCCCAAUUUACAGCAAUUUCUCGACUUCGUGAAUCAUCGCUGCCAAGUUCUCGAGGCCACAAGUAAAUCCGCUAACGCGUCAAGUAAGCCUAAUAACGCGAAAUUAGCAUCACAAGCAAAACGUCAGACUGCAUGCGCAGCAACACUUAAUUUCAAAUGCAGUUUUUGCCAGGGUAGUCAUUCUAUCUACAAAUGUAAAGAUUUUCUAGCACUCUCAGUGUCCAGUAGAAAUUCCGAAAUUCGCAAGCGCAAGAUUUGCAUCAAUUGCUUGCGUUCCACCGAGCAUAAAGCUAGCCAAUGCCCAUCAGGCACUUGCAGAACAUGCAAAGGUAAGCACAAUACGCUUCUGCACGCGACGAAUGUGCAAGAGCACGAGCAAGAAAAACGCCAAGAGGAGGCAUCAGCAUUGUUUCCAACGGCUCUAGUUAUGCAUGCGCAUAAUUCUCCGGAAGAUCAAUGCGUCGUGCUCUCCACAGCUGUCAUCCACGUUCAUGAUGGCGGGGGAAGGCGCAUCGCUUGCCGAGUCUUACUCGAUUGCGGCUCGCAGGCUAAUUUCAUUUCUAAAAAGUCUGUCAUUGAUUGUAUAGUAACGGAGCAAAUAACGGACAGACGUCCUGCUCUCACUAUCGAUCGAAAUAAGGUCAACAUUCCCGGCAAUCUAAAAUUGGCAGACCCGCAUUUCUUCAAAUCGUCAACUGUCGACAUCCUACUAGGCGCUGACAUUUUUUGGGAGCUAUUAUGCGUGGGACAGGUGCAAUCAUCGCCGAGGCACCCAACGCUCCAAAAGACUCGCUUAAGGUGGAUUGUAGCCGGUCGAAUCGGCCUCUCUUCUUCGGCCCCGCGGAGGGUAUGUUCUCUGCAUACCACCAUUACUAACGCGCAGUUACACGAUCAGCUGAGUCGGUUCUGGCAGCAAGAAAAUUCGUACAACGAUGUCAGUAACCACACUCUAGUCGAAGCUCACUGUGAGCAACAUUUCUUGGAUAACGUUUCUCGUGAUCAAACCGGUAGAUUUAUAGUAAAACUCCCACUGAAGGAGCAGCUGAUCGCUAAGAUCGGCGAUUCAAGGGAUACCGCGUUAAAACGUUUGCAAGGCAUGGAAAGGCGUUUCCAACGCGCUCCCAAUCUCAAAGCACAGUACGUAGAGUUCAUGAAUGAAUACGCAUCUCUAGGGCACAUGAAAGUCGCGAACAUUGAAUCAGACGAGGAUUCAACAUCGUUCUACUUACCACACCACUGUGUGUUUAAGACUGCAGACAAGAAUUCGAAAAUUCGCGUGGUCUUCGACGCGUCGUGCAAGAGCAGCACAGGCGUCUCGCUCAACGACGCUCUCACAGUAGGGCCUGUCGUACAGCAGGAUUUAAUGUCAAUCCUGUUACGUUUUCGUACGCAUCGAUACGCCGUUUCGGCUGAUAUAAUCAAGAUGUACAGACAAAUUUUGGUAGACCCGUCGCAAACAAGGUUGCAAAAAAUUCUAUGGCGAACCGACGUCCAGUCUGAUGUCACGACAUACGAAUUAACGACGGUCACGUACGGAGCGGAUACGAUCACGGAUGCAGAAUCAGUAAUACGAGAAACUACUCAGUUACUCCAGUUAGGCUCGUUCAAACUCAGUAAAUGGGCAUCAAAUUGCUCGCAGCUUUUGCCGGGCGCGGAGGGUCAUUCUAGAAACCUAGUGCCUAUUGGUGAUAGUGCUCUCUCACGCGUCCUCGGGAUCCACUGGGACCAAAACAAUGACGAAUUAUGUUUCUUUCAUGAGGACAACGUAGACUAUUCCUCCAUAUCGAAACGUGUAAUACUUUCAGGAACCGCCAGGUUAUAUGACCCACUAGGAUUGCUCGGACCUGUUAUUGUCGUCGCGAAAAUUAUCAUCCAGGAAUUAUGGCAGGCAGGUCAUCAGUGGGAUGAAUCAGUCUCUCAGGACAUACAGUCACAUUGGAUGAAACUUCGAUCACAACUAAUGGAGCUGAAUGAACUACGAGUUCCACGCUGCGUCAAGUUCACAGCGGAUCCUCGACUUGUCCAGGUACAUGGGUUCUGCGACGCCAGCCAACGAGCGUAUGGCGCAUGCAUAUACCUGCGAACUGAAACCACCAAUGGCUAUCGCGUGGAGUUACUUUGCUCUCGAUCGCGCGUGGCACCGCUCAAGGCCAUUUCGUUACCUAGGUUAGAAUUAUCCGCAGCAUUACUGCUGUCGCAGCUUUUAGAAAAGGUGAGAAGCUCAUUCGACUUGUCGCACAUGAACAUCGUCCUGUGGUCAGACUCUAUAAUAGCUCUCAAUUGGCUACCUCGCCUUCUCGAAAAUGGACGGCUUUCGUAG
Cyphomyrmex costatus is the source of this 2958-nucleotide messenger RNA. RefSeq lists its product as uncharacterized. The record is from RefSeq and is a predicted model, not a curated record. The transcript is spliced from 3 exons. Lineage: Eukaryota; Metazoa; Arthropoda; Insecta; Hymenoptera; Formicidae. Bases 1 to 2958 code for a protein of 985 amino acids.